CUGAGCUCACUAUUAAAGUGUUCAUUGCCACAUCUAAAACCGCUUUAUCUUGGACAACUGACGAAAGCUACAGUCUUAAUAUAUCUACCAUCGAUGUAAAAACUCCCAUCGCGGUGAUUGAGGCAUCAACGAUGUUCGGUGCACGACAUGCAAUCGAAACACUUUCACAGUUGAUAGUAGCAAUAUUGAAUGAAGAGAAUGAAGAUGACUAUAGUAGUUUAUAUAUGUUAACACAAGGUUUUAUUAUUGACGCUCCUAUAUACGCACAUAGGGGACUUAUGCUUGAUACAGCUAGAAAUUUUAUUCCAGUUACUGCCAUUAAAAGACAACUGAAUGGAAUGGCUGCGAGUAAAUUAAAUGUGCUGCAUUGGCACAUCACCGAUACACACAGUUUCCCACUGGUUUUGAAACGGGUGACAGAAGCAGCUUUGUUCGGAGCAUAUUCGUCUGAUGCAGUAUAUUCCCCACAAGACAUUAAAUCAGUUGUGAAUUAUGCCAGACAAAAUGGAAUCCGUAUAAUUUUUGAAUUUGAUGCACCGGCGCAUGCAGGAAAUGGCUGGCAAUGGGGUCCCCACAAGGGUCUGGGUGAUUUGGCUAUUUGCGUGAAUCAGCUACCGUGGCGAAAUUAUUGUAUUGAACCACCGUGUGGUCAAUUGAAUCCCGCAAAUCCAAAUUUGUUUCUUGUGUUGGAACAACUAUAUAUGGACAUUGCCGAAAUGGAUCCCCAACAGCCUGUUUUCCACAUGGGUGGAGAUGAAGUGUUCUACAAUUGUUGGAAUGAAUCGGAAGCCAUUGUGACAUAUCUGAAUGGCCGAGGCAAGGGUCGAACGGAAGCCGAUUUUCUUUUGCUUUGGUGUGAGUUUCAGGUAUGAUGAAUAUUCUUCGACAAAGCGCUCAAAUGAGGGUUAUACUGCUUCCUUGUAUUGUUUGACUUUUAUUAUUGCAGGAAAAAGCUCUACGCUUGUGGGACCACUCUAGAAAAAUUGUGGAGAAAAAUGUAAAAGGUAUAAACGAUUUCUUUGAACCUGCACCAGUUAUUUUGUGGUCUAGCCACUUAACCGACCCAUCAACAAUUAAUAACU
Molecule: messenger RNA, 1082 nt
Organism: Anopheles darlingi
Lineage: Eukaryota; Metazoa; Arthropoda; Insecta; Diptera; Culicidae
Product: probable beta-hexosaminidase fdl
Exons: 2
Coding region: 132-872 (246 amino acids)
Biological process (GO): glycosaminoglycan metabolic process; ganglioside catabolic process; carbohydrate metabolic process
Cellular component (GO): membrane
Molecular function (GO): beta-N-acetylhexosaminidase activity
Source: RefSeq, a predicted model, not a curated record